Zeugodacus cucurbitae (melon fly) is the source of this 1106-nucleotide messenger RNA. Its product is annotated as UDP-glucosyltransferase 2-like. The record is from RefSeq and is a predicted model, not a curated record. Gene Ontology annotation, molecular function: UDP-glycosyltransferase activity. The coding region runs from base 79 to 603 and encodes 174 amino acids. NCBI's taxonomy places the organism in Eukaryota, Metazoa, Arthropoda, Insecta, Diptera, Tephritidae. The transcript has a single exon.
AAGGAAACUCUGCGGAGAUUGCAAAAUCAGUCGGUGACAAACUAGUGUGGCUACUGUAUAGAAACUGAAUUUGUAAAUAUGAGACGGAUUGCAUUUGUAACAUUGACAUUAGCGGUGGCUGCGAUUGCACCAAGAUUCACGGAAUCGGCAAAAAUACUUGUUGUAUGUCCUUGUAUGGAUCCCUCGCAGUAUAUCUGUGUGCAGUCGUAUUUGAAGACAUUGGCAGCGCGCGGACAUGAAAUCACUUCGGUAUCGGCAUUUCCUCAAAAGAAACCGUUAAAAAACUUUCGUGAUAUAACAUUAAUUAACAGGUAUACCGAACGAGCGCGAGAGAUAUCUGCAACUUUCCAUGAUCGACCAAUGAAACCGCUCGAUGCGGCAAUCUAUUGGACUGAAUAUGUGCUGAGACAUAAGGGUGCGCCACAAUUGCGUGAAGCCGCACGUCAUUGGAAUUUUCUACAACGCCAUAGUGUCGAUACAAUCGCGAUAUUAUUUGGUAUUCCAUUGUUAUUGAUUAUAUUUAUAACUCGCGGUAUUUGCAAGUUGUUAUUGGCUAUAUUCAGAAGUAAAGACCGUGAGAACAAGAAGCAAAAGAACGAAUAAACAUGGAAUUUCGUAAACGAGGCUAUAGUUACCAGAUUAUAGAGAUAAUUCUAAGCAGAUGACAAAGACUACAAGAAGCUCGAUUGGGAUUCCUCGCCAUGAGGCCUUAUGUUCAGAAAUUAAAUAAAUUAAUAUUUUUUUAAAAAAUUAAAUAAUGCCUUUUAAAUUUAUAUUGAUGUGAGAUAUUGAAAACUGUAAUUAUUCAUUAAUUUCACGGAUUUAUUUUUUUAAAGCGAUAGUUUUUAUUUGAAAGUACAAAAUCGGACUAUAAGAAAGAAAGAAAAGCGAUUUGAUCAAACCAAGUAAUAUUUGUCUGUAAUUUUUACCGCUCGAAAGCAGCUGAGUUUAUGUUCGGCGAUUUAUUUCUAAGAUUUGUAAUAUCACUUUAUUAUCUAAAAGUGUAAAUGUUGAACUUAUGAUAAGCUGAGGCUUGAUAAAUUAGUGUUUUAAAUAAUAUUGUGUAAGUUGUGAUAAAUGAACAAAUACAACGAGCAGAAAGUUGA